AUGAGAAUCCAUUCACUUUUGGCGUGCUCAUCGCUCGUCAUGUUCUCGAUAGCUUCUACAAUUGACGAGAUCUAUUCAAACGUGUCUCAAUCUACUGAACUGAUGGCAGAUGGUGUUGGAUUUCUCUAUAAUGCCGGAACUGCAACAGCUCUCAAUUCAACAGCCUUGGACAAUGCCAACUCUCAUGAUAGCUCUCAAUGGCACACGUACACAAUUGCAGCAGGAGGAAUACCAGUUACAUCGGAAGCAGAAACAACACCUUUACAAGCCAAUACCACGACCGUGGAGUCAUUUGAAACAACAGUUGUUACGACUACAUUCUGUGGUGAACACUCUUGUACCGAGACAACAACCACAGCAAUGGUAACAACUAUCACCACCACUUCUGGAGGUGUGGUUACUGUCUUUACCACGUAUUGCCCAACGGAAUCUGCAAGCACAGAGAAGUCAUCAAUGUCUGAGUUCUUGACUUCAGAAAUCGAUACAAGCACAAGCUCAGCUUCAAGUCCAGAGCCAUUAGAAACAACUGUCAUCACCACUACGGUUGAACAAUCAACUACACCAUUGUCUACCUCUUCUGAAUCACCUCAGGAAACUACACUCAUUUCGACAACUGUUUGCAAUGAAGGCUCUUGCAUGGAUACAACAACGCUUGCAAUUGUAUCCACAGUGACCUCUACAUCAAAUGGAAUUGUCACAAUCUACACAACGUAUUGUCCAUUAACAGAAACUGAAAUUACCGAGACUGAUAGCUCAACAGUUUCUGUACCUCCUAUUGAGACAACCAUUGUUACAACAACGCACUGUAAUGAGGAACAAUGUGUGGAGUCCAUCACCACUGCACAGGUCACAACGGUCACUACGACAUCUCAGGGCAUUGUGACAGUAUACACCACGUAUUGUCCUUUGACCAAGACCACUAUUGAAACAGGUACAGAGUCUGUCACCACUACUUCAUUCAGUGGUGCAACAACUUCGAGUUCUUCUUCAAUAAAUGUGUCUCAGUCGUCCUCAGUUACCUCGCUUUCACCUGACAAGCCCUCCGAAACUACCGUGCUUACAACGUCUUUCUGCGAUGGCUCAUCAUGUGUUGAUUCCACAACAACUGCUAUAGUUUCAACUGUGACCACUACAUCUAGAGGUGUUAUCAUAGUGUACACUACGUACUGUCCUUUGACAAAUACAAAGACGCCCUUCACUACUAUGACAACACCACAAUCAGCUAUAACUACUUCCAAUGAUGUUGAAUCUGGCUUUGAAACCACUUCUUCAACUGUUUUAUUGAGUUCUACCACCAACGCGAUCACUCACUCACUAGAAACAGUGACAACAUUGGAAAGCAUGCAUUCUUUGUUCACAUCAACAUCACCAACGGUCCGAAACGAUGAAACAACUCUUGUUGUUGUAUCUUCGUGCACCCAUGGAUCAUGUACUACUGAAACUUCAACAGCUUUGGUUACCACUGUGACAACAACACAUGAAGGUCUCAUUACUGUUUACACUACGUAUUGUCCCUUGACUGAAAUUACGUAUCCACCUUCCAGUGCGUCAUCAUCCAGUGUGUCGUCCAGUGUGUCAUCAUCCAGUGUGUCAUCAUCCAGUCUUUCAAGCUUCAUUGUCCCAACUUCCAAUGUCCCAGCCACCAGCUCCUCAGUGACUAGCUCUCCAGAACCACAGUCAUCAGAUUCAAUUGGUCUAUCUCAAACUAUUCCAUUUGAUGUCAGUAUUUCAACAUCGCUUACAACUUCAACACCAACAACUGCUGAAAUUGUGACUACAAGCUCAUCGUAUGAGCUCUACACUGGCAUCUUCUCUGAGCUUAGAGAAUCAGUAACCUGGUCCUUCACAUCUACUGUGAACCCUAUACAGCCUGUCUCUACUACAGAUGAGUCUUCUAUCAGCUCUCACGGCGAGCACAGUUAUACAUCAACUUUGGAAACCAUUGAGGUUUCAACUACGGACUCAGCUACUCAUAAGACCGCAAUCACAACCAUAGUUACUGCAGUAGCGAGUGAGUCUGAAUCUAGAGUUGACAUUGAAACUUCAAGAUCCCAAUAUUCCACUUCACUCAUAUUUCCAACCGGUUAUAUCAACAUGGGAAGGCCAAGGGAUGAAGAGAACAGUUUGCAUUUUGACGGUGCUUAG
This is a messenger RNA of Williopsis jadinii, 2145 nucleotides long. RefSeq lists its product as uncharacterized. The record is from RefSeq and is a predicted model, not a curated record. Bases 1 to 2145 code for a protein of 714 amino acids. NCBI's taxonomy places the organism in Eukaryota, Fungi, Ascomycota, Saccharomycetes, Phaffomycetales, Wickerhamomycetaceae. The transcript has 3 exons.